AGUGUUAAAUCAAGGUCGGAAAGUUAUGAAGAAAGCCUCGUUAUCACUACUGCUCUUUUGCGUUGUCUGUUACGGGCUUGGAGACGAGAAUCUCGUUGCAGCUAGAAUAUCGAAGGGCUCCAAGCAGCCGUUGAAGAAAGUGUUGGAGCUGUUCAAUAAAACUGAAUCUACGAAAACAAAUGUGCUACAUCCAAUGGUAAGCCCUCGCAUUGUUACGGACAUCAACUUGGAUGGUCACCGCCUAGCGGAGAUAUUCGAAGACACGAGCACUGGCGAAUUCAUCAGCUGCAAUCUCGUCGGUAACAAGACACAGAUUGAGAGCAUAUUAAAGUCGAUCCCGUCAGAGCUGGUCACCGACGUAUCAGUGGAAGAAAUGAAUCAGUUCAUCGACAAAUGUGCCGACAAAGAUACAACGCAAGAACGGUCUUCUUUUUCAGAGAGUCUGGGCGAUGAAUUCCGAAGCCUCGUCAUAUUCCCAGGAACAAAGUGCUGCGGAGCUGGUGACGUGGCAAAAAAUUACGAUGAUUUGGGGUCGGCGAGAGACACCGACAGAUGCUGCCGUGAACACGACCAUUCUCAAGACAACAUACCGGCAUUCGAGACUAAGCACAAUGUAACAAAUUACUUGCCGUAUACGAUGACAGGCUGCGUUUACGACAGGAAGUUCUUCAACUGUCUACAAAACGUGAGCAGCCUCCCUUCCGUGACUGUGGGAGUCCUGUUUUUCGACGUACUGCAAACGAAGUGCUUCGAAUAUGGCUAUCCCACUGAGUGCACAAAGUACAACUACUGGCGUAUUCUUUUACUGAAGGAUCCCUGUGAAGUUGAAGAGCCUGACACGUCAAAACCUAAGGAGUGGCACAUCGAGAGCCCACCAAACUUUUUAGAAACAUUCAUUGAACAAAAGAAAGUUUAAAUACGUACGAAAUCUUCGAUGUCAGAGGAAACUGAAGUUUAGGGCUCAAGAAAGCUGAGAUUGGGUGGGUUAUAAUUUUAUAACAAAUUUGACAGCUGUUCAAAGUGUCUAGAAUGCGUAACACUGUAAACACUACAUCACAGUUUUAACUAAGUACACCUAUUGUUUGCCGAGAAUCUUUGCUGCGCAUGUCCACAUAAAUGAAAUGAAAUCAA
Messenger RNA from Dermacentor albipictus, 1131 nucleotides. RefSeq lists its product as uncharacterized. Gene Ontology annotation, biological process: arachidonate secretion; phospholipid metabolic process. The record is from RefSeq and is a predicted model, not a curated record. NCBI's taxonomy places the organism in Eukaryota, Metazoa, Arthropoda, Arachnida, Ixodida, Ixodidae.